Molecule: messenger RNA, 2274 nt
Organism: Epinephelus lanceolatus (giant grouper)
Lineage: Eukaryota; Metazoa; Chordata; Actinopteri; Perciformes; Serranidae
Gene: pianp
Product: PILR alpha associated neural protein
Biological process (GO): regulation of immune response
Cellular component (GO): membrane
Source: RefSeq, a predicted model, not a curated record
CUCCCUCUCUCAUUCCCUCUCUCCACUGCCAGAGAGAGAGAUGAUCGGAGGAGCGGAGUCUCAGUGAACAGAGCGAAGCGAUGGAGAGAUGCUCCAUCUCUCCUGUCGCACGACUGACCGCCCUCCGCUGCCUCGUCUCCCUCCUCCUGGUUGCUCUGGUGACACAGCCCUCCACCUGUAACCGUGACGACAGCGAGGGCGAGGAGCAGGUGGACGCCCUGUCUGUCCAGCUGUCCGUCACGGCCCAGGUCACACCCACCCCUCUGUGGGCGGUGGACUGGGGUCCCACGCAGCCUCUGGAGGAAGAGACCUACCACUUCCUCUCCAGCCAGGAAACUGACCCCCUGCACCAGCAUGGGAACCAGCUGGAGGCAAGCACCGCCAAGUCAGACUGGCCUGCAAGCGUGCAGCCCCGGGAGGAAGCACCGCUGGAGUCUAAGGACCAGGAGGGAGUGGAGGAUGGAGGGACGGAGGCGGAGGAGACGGAGCCUGAGGAAGUGGACCCUCAGUUCUACGUCACCGUGACCAUCUCCUCGCUGCUCAUCCUGACGGCAGUCGUCAUUACAGCCAAACUCUGUUACGAUCGCAGCUGCUCCCAGCAUCCACCCCCGCUUUCCCGUGGCGUGGCCCCCCCACUCUCCCUCGCACUCCCUCGCUCCCUCGCUUCGGAGGACAGCCGGCAGACGCUGCACAGCACCUCCUCCUCCUUCACCGACAGGGAGAGGAUCCCGGUUGUGAACCUCUGAGGUGACUGUUUUUCCAUAUGGUAAACAUUUCUACGGGGCCUGAGGAGGAACAUCAACACGACCAGAGGGUGUGCCCGCGGCGCCGUUUUAUUUUCUCUGAAACUGUGAAAUGAAUGCAGGGGUCCCAGGUAUCCAGCCAUCUCCUCGGCUUCCCUGAGGUCUUAAAAACCCAAACACGUCCCCCCCGUGCUGCUCCCUCCCUCCCUCCCUCCUUCCUUCCUUCCUUCCUUCCUUCCUUCCUGGUUAUAAAUUUCUUUCAUGUGGCACUGCGUCACUGUAACCUGCUCCCUGUUUUCCAUCCCCCCUGUAUGGCCCCAAGCUCUGCCAAGCCAACCAACAGCUCUGCGCUUCGACCCGCCAUGACUAAUUCACAAACAAGCAGUUUAACACACCUGCAAAAUCCCAUUACCCCUGAAAUGCCCUACCUGUGCUUCCACAGCUGCUUCCAGUGAUUCAGCUGCACACGUGAAGCUGAUCAGUAUUCAUUUUAAUCCAGCAGACUGUUCUGUCAUGAAAUGACACUCAGUUUCACUUCAGUCGGACAGGCUUGUGUCUGGUUCGCAAAUGGUUAAAAAGCCAUUCUCAGCAUCUCCAAACACUGAACGGGGUAUUUCACAAAGCUGUUUGGCACGGCUGUAGCCAACAGGCAAUGUGUUUAACAUGUCACGCUCCAAAAACUGCUGUUUAUUCCCCGCUUUGGGAGCCUGAAAUGCAAAUAGUGUGGCUUUUUUCCUCUGCAGUGUGUAGAGGAGUCUGUUUUGUUUCAGUUUUUCCUCAUGAUUUGUUUUCUUAAUUAUCUGGCUGACGUUCACCUCUUUGUCGAGCCUUUGUGAGCACCCUCUGUUCCUGCUGGACUGUGUUAGAGGUGUGUUAAGCAUAGAGUACUUCCAGCGGUGGAGAUAAAAUAUUCAGAGCGGGAAUGGAUAGAAGAGACAUUCCUGUUGAAAAUCAAUGAUUCCCGAAGGUUUUGGAUGGUGCACAACAAAGACAGAUUUAUGUCGUCAUGGAAAUGAGCAUCUGUGAUCAAAGGACUGAUGUUGCCACAACAAGGAUUUUUUUUCCACCUGACAGCCAAGUAUCUCAAACUGGAAAGCAAAAGCACCAUAAUUUCCCUUCAUAUCAUUUUUCUGUCUUGGGAGCACCAAAGGAGAAGUAGUACAUCAAGGAGCAUCAUUUCUGUCUCUCCGAUGAAUCUGCAUGUAUACAGUGAGAAAACCUGUGAGAGUAGUUUCAAAUCUAUUAUUUAUAAAUGUCUAUUUUAUCUAUCAGUGAGUGACGUCUUAUAGAACCUUUCAAAGCCAAAUGGCAGUUUGUGUUUGGCAACUUUUUCUAAGCAGCUUUGAAACAUGACCCCCCCCCCCCCCCUUACAUACACACAUUUCCACUACAGACAUAGUGCUGGUGGCAUCAUGCGUGGCUCGUGCAAUCCUCCAGAUAUCCAGUCUUGUGAUUUUUUGGUAGCAUUCCUGUAGAAAUGUGGUCUUUCUGUACCAUGGAAGUUCAAUAAAGACUCAACACUGGCGUUUUA